GCUGCUGUAGAGGAGCUGAAAUUCCUCACUAGAGUUUCCGCAGCCGUGCAUCUCGAAAGGGGCGGCUUUUCUGAGCGGGUCUGUGGGCGUUCGGGCGCUGCUGGACGGGGGUUCUGCGUACCUGCGUUAGUUCUAGCUAGUUUUAGUUGUUCUUUAACUCCGCAGGAGCGCGGCGUUCUUCGGCUCCGAGCGCCAUAUGCUCCUCCAUCGAUGCGAGCGGGGCUGUAAUGUGGGUAGAGAUGCCAGUUUCGGGGUUUAGAGGUCCAGUUCGGGGCUGAAUGGUGAUUAAAAGCGGAGGAGAACAUGUCUAGACGGGGGAGAAGCAGUGAAGUGUGCGCGGACUGUGGUUUACCAGAUCCACACUGGGCGUCGGUGAACAGAGCGGUGCUGAUCUGUGAUCAGUGUUGCAGUGUGCAUCGCAGUCUUGGACGCCACAGCUCACAAAUACGCCACCUCGUACGCACCUCCUGGCCUCCAACACAGCUACAAAUGGUCCAGGCGUUGUAUAAUAAUGGAUCGAACGCUAUCUGGGAGCAGUCUCUGCUGGACUCGGCCUCAACAACGAGCGGCAAGAGGAAGGCCAGUCCUCAGGAUAAACUCCACCCGAACAAAGCUGAGUUUAUAAGAGCCAAAUAUCAAAUGCUGGCUUUCGUCCAUCGGGCACCCUGUCGCGAUGAGGACAGUUGUACUGCUAAGGACCUGAGCAAGCAACUUCACUCCAGUGUCCGGACAGGUAAUCUGGACACGUGUCUGCGGUUACUCUCACUUGGAGCUCAAGCCAACUUCUUCCAUCCGGAGAAAGGCACCACGCCGCUGCAUGUUGCGGCUAAAGCAGGGCAGGUGUCGCAGGUGGAGCUGCUCUCGGUGUAUGGAGCCGACCCUGGAGCUCCAGACGCCAACGGAAACACACCCAUAGAGUACGCAAGACAGGCCGGCCACCUGGACCUGGCAGAUCGUCUGGUGGAAAUUCAGUAUGAACUGACCGACCGACUGGCCUUUUACCUGUGUGGCCGUAAGCCAGAUCAUAAGAAUGGACAACACUUCAUUAUCCCGCAGCUGGCCGACAGAAAUGUCAGCCAAGAUUUAACAGAGGUGGCCAAGGCCGCAAAAAGAAAACUACAGUCGCUCAGUAACCACCUGUUUGAGGAGCUGGCGAUGGAUGUGUAUGAUGAGGUGGACAGAAGAGAAACAGAUGCUGUUUGGUUGACCACUCAGAGCCACAGCACCUUGAUGACUGAAGCCGUGCUCGUGCCUUUCCUUCCUGUAAACCCAGAAUACUCCUCUACACGAAACCAGGGAAGACAAAAACUUGCCCGAUUCAACGCUCACGAGUUUGCAACUCUGAUCAUCGACAUACUGAGUGAUGCGAUGCGCCGUCAGCAGGGGAGCUCAGCCACGAUUCCUAAAGACGAGCUGACCCUAAAGCGCUCGAGCAGUCGGCACGCAAGCGAAAGCCAAGAUGCCGAUCAACACGACUACGACAGCGUGGCUUCAGACGAGGACACGGACAUCGAAGCUCAUUCUCUGAAAAUGGGCCGAGCUAAGAGUCUGGACUCUGACGUGUCGGACGGUCCAGUGACUGUGCAGGAGUUUUUGGAGGUGAAGAACGCUCUGACGGCCUCCGAGGCCAAAAUCCAGCAGCUGGUGAAGGCCAACGUCACGCUGAGCGAGGAGCUGCGGCUCCUGCAGAAAAAGCUUCGCUCUCUGCAAAGUGAGAACAGCUCUCUCAGAUGCCAGACUUCAGCUGAGCCUCCUUGUCAGACCCCAAGAGCUCCUGAAACCCCUAAUCACGCCGUACCGCCGCCCUCCUUCACCCUGAAAAGUCGCCCCAUAACUAUGUAUGAGACGAGCUUAGGUCUGAGGCCUUUUCUCAAAGCAGAGAUGUCUCAGCUCGAGGAGCUUCCCUCCCUGCAACCCUUCCUAAUAAAUCUGGGACAGGGUGCAUUUACCGCACCCUCUUUGUCCGCCUCCCUCCCCUUGUCCAUGUCCUCGUCCCGGACCAUGUACUGGCCUCAGAUGGCGGAGCUCCCACCCUUGUCAUCCUCUCUUCCUCCUUCGCUCCUCUCGUCUGUCUCCUCCUCUGCUCUCCAGCCAUCCUCUGGCUGCUGCUGUCACCUGGUCUCUAAGGCUGAUAAGCAGAGCAGUGACGGUGACUAUGACAACACAGUCCACGACUCAGAACUGGAGGAUUCUGGCAGGCUGCGAGUCAUUGGCUGGGGGGAGGAGCCAGAUGAUCUGGAGGCGGAGCCUAGCCUUGCGCUCCCCACCACUGAGGACGUGAUCCGCAAAACAGAGCAGAUUACUAAAAACAUCCAGGAGCUCCUGAAAGCUGCCCAGGACAGCCAGCAGGACAGCAGGCUGUGUGAGCCGCGGGACAGCGUGCGGAGGCUCCGGCACAGUCUGGGCUGUUUCAGUACCCUCAUGCCCUGGGCCGAAAAGCCCCCCUCCCCCAUGCAGCCUUUUGGUCUCCGUGGCUCCGGAACGUCCAGCAACCCCAAAACCCCCAACAACCUUGUCAAUCCCAUCAGCCCCAGCAACCCGGCCUCCUGCUUUGUAUCCUGUGCAGAAAGAAUACACAUGGCUGUAAGUGACAUGCUGGCUUUAUUUCCCAAGAAGCCGCGCUCGGAGAGGGUUCGUGGCUCUUUGAGGUCGCUGAAGUCCAAUGCCCACCGGCUGCAGGUCCAGUGCAGGAAAACGUCCAAUCCAGACAGCAUCUUCACGCAGCAGGUCAUCCAGUGUGCCUACGACAUCGCCAAGGCCGCCAAGCAACUUGUAACCAUAACAACCAAAGAGAACAGCAUCUGAUCCAGCCUCCUUCUGGAAACCAAAACCUACAAGCGCCACUCAUUCCUCUCCCUGCAGCCUCAGGCUGACUUGUGUGGAUUUUUUCUAGCUUAUAAAAUCAGUUUAUUUUGUAUUUUA
This is a messenger RNA of Pygocentrus nattereri (red-bellied piranha), 2922 nucleotides long. It is a transcript of the gene git2a, whose product is annotated as G protein-coupled receptor kinase interacting ArfGAP 2a. Bases 304 to 2805 code for a protein of 833 amino acids. The transcript is spliced from 22 exons. Gene Ontology annotation, molecular function: actin binding; GTPase activator activity. The record is from RefSeq and is a predicted model, not a curated record. Gene Ontology annotation, biological process: brain development; regulation of ARF protein signal transduction. NCBI's taxonomy places the organism in Eukaryota, Metazoa, Chordata, Actinopteri, Characiformes, Serrasalmidae.